AUGGAUGAUAUUGAUAUAGCUAUCCUUGAGCUCACCAUCUUCGCGAUGUUCAUGAUCAUAUGUUGUUGCUGUUGCUGUCGUACUGGUCCCGUUGAGGUACCUCCCCAGUUAAUCGACAAAACUCCACAGACUCAACAAGACAUUGAAACCGGACAGAUAAAGGGCAUACUGUUCAAAGAUAUCAAAGAGAAAGAAGAAGAAGAAGGGUGUGGUAAACGUUGUUGUCCAAUUUGUUUGGAAGAGUACGAGGAUGAUCAUGAGAUUAGGCGUUUGGAGAAGUGUAGACAUGUUUUUCAUCGUUUUUGCAUUGAUUCUUGGCUUCAACAGAAACAAAACUGUCCAAGUUGUCGUCGUUCUGUUUGA
Brassica oleracea var. oleracea is the source of this 363-nucleotide messenger RNA. RefSeq names its product RING-H2 zinc finger protein RHA1a-like. The record is from RefSeq and is a predicted model, not a curated record. NCBI's taxonomy places the organism in Eukaryota, Viridiplantae, Streptophyta, Magnoliopsida, Brassicales, Brassicaceae. Bases 1 to 363 code for a protein of 120 amino acids. The transcript has a single exon.